AAGUAAUGCCAUCUGAAUGUGCAAUUGUUAAUUCAGCAUAAGAAACAACUUAUUUGUCAUUCAAUAGCGCGUAGCUGAAGAUUUGUCAAUUGUUAACAGUAAAACUUUGCCUUUGUUAAUAUCUUCAUCAUUUACACCCUCGCUUUUCUGCCAGUAACGGGUUAAUAUCACAAUUGGAACAGGAUUGACUAGUGACAUAAAGAGUAACAAAAGGACAAAGGUCACUAAAUGACCUUAAUUUCAUCAAGCGACCAUAAGAAAGCUUUAGAAAGGAAUGGGUAAGAAAACAAAGGAAACAAUAUGUUUAUCUUUCCACUUUCUCUGCUUUCUCCUUUCAUCAUAUAUCCAAUUUUAAAGUAUCUACUCGCAAAGGAUAUAAAUAUUUUCAAAUGAAAUGGAUGCUAAAAUUGUUAAGGUUCGAUCUAAUACAUCUAAUGUAUCUACUGUAUCUAAUGCAAUUAAAAGCUCUGGGGUUGAGAAGUCGACCUUUAGUACUGCAAGUUCAGAGACGAUUCGUUUAAAUGAGCUGUUGCCCCGUUUACCUGAACUUUGUGCCCGAACUAAACCAAGGACUACUAAAUCAAGGUCUGUUUGUUUAUGUGAUUGGAAAUAUCUCACUUCUUGCCUAGCAAAAUGUUUAAUGAUUAUGGUUGCCGAGUGUGUUGUUGCUGCUGUCAUACUUGCAACAUUACGACCUCAUUGUAAGCGUGCUGCUGUUGAUCCCGUGACACGAGACGAAUGCCUUUUGAGAGACAUUUAUUUUUACCUUUCAUCCAUUGUUGCAGGACUCAACACAUUACUUAUUUUAUUAUAUACUUUUCAUGUGAUUGAAAAAUUUAAUCAAAGCAGAUGGCUAAGAUUUGAGUUAAUCUACCAUUUAUUGUACACAACUCAUAUGACAAUAAUAUCAAGCUUAACUUUAAACAAGUCAACCUUUCAAGUGAUCUUACUUGGAAUUUUAGGUUUAGCUGUUGUUUUUAAAGGAAUAAUCAUAGUUUUUGAUCGAUUGAUCAAAUUGUGUACCGGUAAACCAGCUCAAGAAGCUUUCGAUGAUGAUGAUGGUAAUAAAACAAGAAUUGGAAUAAUGAAGUUACGAUUUGGAGUUUGAUUUAUUUCACUUUCUCAACGAGCCAAAUUGUUGCUCGUACAAAUUGAUGACUACUUUGACAUCACCCAAGAUUUCAGCAACUCUAAUGGGCGUUAAUAGUGAUUAAAUUACCGUGUAAUGACUUUGUAGUUACAAGAAUCGCAUCAAAUUUAAUAUUAAUUUGCUGCAAUUAGCACUGAAAAUUAUAAGGACUAGCAUCGCCAUCUAUAGUGGUAAAAACGAGUCUGCUGGUUUAUUUUUCUGCCGCAGUUUUUGUAUUUUAAUUGUAAACUAAAUCCAUCAAACGAUCAAAAAGCAUCAUCACAACUUGUUAAGAGAUCAAUUUUCUCUUUAUUUAUCACCAAAUAGACUUUAAUUUUCGUUGGUUGAAAAUACAAAUAUUCAACAAAAUGUCAAAUGUUAAGGUGUAAAAUCAAAUCAAACGCAUCAAAAGCCAAAGAUUUUCAUGGACUAAAAUCAAAAUAAAGAAAGAUCAUUCAAUUUA
This is a messenger RNA of Tetranychus urticae (two-spotted spider mite), 1592 nucleotides long. RefSeq lists its product as uncharacterized. NCBI's taxonomy places the organism in Eukaryota, Metazoa, Arthropoda, Arachnida, Trombidiformes, Tetranychidae. The record is from RefSeq and is a predicted model, not a curated record.